CCCGCGUCGUCUGCGCGCUCCUCCCUGCUCCGCGGGCCCCCGGCGCCGUCGCUGCGCGCUCGUUCUCGCCUCGCGCCCGUCAUGUCCAAGUCCCUGAAGAAGCUGGUGGAGGAGAGCCGGGAGAAGGGGCUGCCCGAAGUGGACAUGUGCGACCGGGGCAUCUCCAACCUGCCCGACGUCCCCGGCCUCUUUACUCUGUCGCACAUCACCCAGCUGGUCCUCAGCCACAACAAACUAACAACUGUGCCUCCCAAUGUGGCGGAACUGAAGAAUCUGGAAGUGCUCAACUUUUUCAAUAACCAGAUCGAGGAGCUGCCCACGCAGAUCAGCAGCCUCCAAAAGCUCAAACACCUGAACCUCGGCAUGAACAGGCUAAACACCUUGCCCCGGGGAUUUGGAUCUUUACCGGCUCUUGAGGUCCUUGACUUGACUUAUAACAACUUAAAUGAAAAUUCCCUUCCUGGAAACUUCUUCUACCUUACCACCCUGCGUGCACUCUAUCUAAGUGACAACGAUUUUGAAAUCCUGCCGCCAGAUAUCGGGAAGCUCACCAAGUUGCAGAUACUCAGCCUCAGGGAUAACGACCUGAUAUCGCUGCCUAAAGAAAUCGGGGAGCUCACUCAACUCAAGGAACUUCACAUCCAGGGAAACCGCCUGACCGUGCUGCCCCCCGAGCUGGGAAAUUUGGAUUUGACUGGCCAGAAGCAAGUGUUCAAAGCAGAGAACAAUCCCUGGGUUACCCCCAUUGCCGACCAGUUCCAGCUUGGAGUGUCCCACGUUUUCGAGUACAUCCGUUCUGAAACCUACAAAUACCUGUACGGCAGACACAUGCAGGCCAACCCCGAGCCUCCGAAGAAGAACAACGACAAGUCCAAGAAGAUCAGCCGCAAGCCCCUGGCUGCCAGGAAUAAAUGAGCCCUCGGCCGGGCCGGCCCUGCCGCUUCCUCCCUUGCCCUCUCCCGGCUCUGCCUUCCCGCCGGGUUGGCCGGAGCGGUUGCCAGCCUCGCCCGGGGAGGGCUCUGGGGAAAUGCCGAGCGGAGGGAGAAGAGGCCCCCGCUCUCACGCAGACACAGCUUCUAGCUCUCCGGAGCAGGCCCACGGCAUUGUAUUCACUCACAGAUGCGAUGGAAGCCAGAUAAUCCGUCACCGCACCAAAAUAACCGCCCUCCUCUCCCCCGGUGCUUCGCUCCGUACUCCGCUGUGCUCGUUAUGGAGAGUUCUUGCUAACUGAAACGUUGUGUUAAUUGGACUUAAAUAAAAUCUCGUUUACUCUUUCUUAA
Ornithorhynchus anatinus (platypus) is the source of this 1280-nucleotide messenger RNA. It is a transcript of the gene RSU1, whose product is annotated as Ras suppressor protein 1. The record is from RefSeq and is a predicted model, not a curated record. Gene Ontology annotation, molecular function: protein binding. Lineage: Eukaryota; Metazoa; Chordata; Mammalia; Monotremata; Ornithorhynchidae. The coding region runs from base 82 to 915 and encodes 277 amino acids. The transcript has 8 exons.